AUGGCAUCCCUCCGCUUCCCAGGCGGGCGAGUCGCCGUCGCCAGCCCCGACAUCGCCUCGCUGCAACUCGUCAACCCGCUGCCGGCAUGGGCGCGCGUGUACGUCCUGCCGUGGCUCGUGGCAUACCCGCUGGCGUACCAUGCGUUCUACAACCGAUACGACGACUGGAUCAGGAGCAUCGAGUGGACAUUCCUCCUCUGCAUUGUUCUCUUCGGCGGACAUGCGCUCUCCUUCCUCUUCACGCGCUGGAGCAUGCAGUUCAGGGCGAGGGGAGAGGCUCGCCAUGUCGACGAUCUCGCAACGGCGCAACAGGUCAUGGUCCUCCCGAAGCUCCACCGUGGCAAGCCCGAGAUGUGCAAGAUCCACAGGACUCAGCGCCCCGGCCAGCCCGACUUGAUCUACUUCUCCUAUCAACGCGACAAGUACAUGUUCAACCACUCCACCUCGACCUUCGGCCGCGUCUCGUACCCCUGCGACGGCGCUCCCGCCCUCUCGACCUUACAGUCCUCGAAGGGCCUUACCACGACCACCGCAAUUGAGCAGGCGCGAACCGACUACGGCAAGAAUGAGUUCGACAUUCCCGUCCCGACAUUCGGAGAACUCUUCGCCGAGCACGCCGUCGCGCCGUUCUUCGUCUUCCAGCUCUUCUGCACGGCCUUGUGGUUGUUCGAUGACUACUGGUACUACAGCCUCUUCACGCUGUUCAUGCUGGUAGUCUUCGAAUGUGUCACGAUCUUUCAGCGCCUCCGCACCGUCAGCGAGUUCCGCAGCAUGUCGAUCAAGCCCUACGGCAUCAUGACUCGCCGCGAGAACAAGUGGAUCGAGGUGCAGACGGACGAGCUUCUUCCUGGCGACAUCGUUAGCAUCGUCCGCACGAAGGAAGACUCCGGCGUUCCCUGCGACCUUCUCCUCCUCCGCGGCUCCUGCAUCGUCAACGAGGCCAUGCUCUCCGGCGAGUCGACUCCACUCCUCAAGGAAUCCGUCGAGCUCCGUCCGGGAGACGACAAGCUCGACAUGGACGGCGUCGACCGCAACUCGGUUCUCUUCGGCGGCACGAAGGUCCUCCAGGCGACCGGCGUCGAUCCGAAGGACAAGAUGGCUGCUCCCGACCAUGGAUGCCUCGCCAUCGUUCUCAGGACCGGCUUCGGAACCAGUCAGGGCCAGCUCAUCCGCACCAUGAUCUUCUCGACCGAAACUGUCACGGCCAACAACCUCGAGUCGUUCCUCUUCAUCGCCUUUCUUCUCGUCUUCGCGCUCGCAGCUAGUGCUUACGUCUGGAUCAAGGGUCUUGAGCAGGAUCGCAAGCGUUCCAAGCUCCUCCUCGACUGCGUCAUCAUCAUCACCUCUGUCGUCCCGCCCGAGCUGCCUAUGGAGCUCUCGAUGGCCGUCAACGCGAGUCUCGUCGCGCUCAGCAAGUACUCCAUCUUCUGCACCGAGCCGUUCCGCAUCCCGUACGCUGGACGAGUUGACAUCUGCUGCUUCGACAAGACCGGAACGAUCACCGGCGAAGACCUCGUGGUGGAGGGCGUUGCUGGCGACGACUCGAACGACCGCAAAACUCUCGUGCCUGUCCAGGACACCAGCCUCGAAACGACUCUCACCCUCGCCUCGGCUCAUGCCCUUGUCCUCCUCGACGACGGCAUUGUUGGCGACCCGAUGGAGAAGGCGACUCUCGACUCGCUCAAGUGGAAGCUCUCAAACGGCGACAAGCUCACUCCGACUGAUGACGCGGCGCACAAGAAGGACGGCGUCUCGGUCGUUGUCCGCCGCCGCUUCCAGUUCUCCUCGCAGCUCAAGCGCAUGUCGACCAUCUCGCUUGUUCAGACCGGCCCUUCGUCUGUCCGCACACUCGUUGCGGUCAAGGGCGCCCCUGAGACGCUCAAGAGCAUGUACACGUCGGUUCCGGAGGAGUACCAGGCGACUUACAAGUGGUACGCUCAGCGCGGGUCCCGCGUUCUCGCUCUCGGCUACAAGUGGAUCGACGGCAUGAACAAGAACGAGACGACGACUAUCGCGCGCGAGAACGUCGAGUCGCAGCUCACCUUUGCCGGCUUCCUCGUCUUCCACUGCCCGCUCAAGGCCGACGCCGUCCAGACCCUCAAGGACCUUGCCGACGCCUCGCACCGCUGCGUCAUGAUCACUGGCGACAACCCUCUCACGGCCGUUCACGUUGCGCGGGAUGUCGAGAUCGUCGACCGCGAGGUCCUCAUCCUCGACCUAAAAGAGGGCGCGCAGAAUGAGUCGGAACUCACGUGGCGCUCGCCGGACGAGUCUAUCGUCAUUCCCGUCAACCCUGCCGACCCGAUCGACACCUCGCUCUUCGACAAGUACGACAUCUGCAUGACCGGCUCUGCACUCAAGCAGUACGUCGAUCGCAAGGAGUCUUGGCACCACCUCGUCCAGAACACCUGGGUCUACGCGCGUGUCUCGCCCGCGCAGAAGGAGUUCAUCCUCACGACCCUCAAGUCGCUUGGCUACGUUACGCUCAUGGCUGGCGACGGCACGAACGAUGUCGGCGCUCUCAAGCAGGCCAACAUUGGUGUCGCGCUGCUCAACGGUACGGAGGAGGACCUCAAAGCGAUCCUCGAGCACCAGAAGAAGGAGCGCGUCAAGAAAGUCUACGAACAGCAACUGCGUAUCACCUCUCGCUUCGGCCAGCCGCCUCCUCCCGUCCCGCCUCUCAUCGCCGACCUCUUCCCGGACGCGGUCAAGGCGCAGCAGGAGGCCGCCAAGAACGUGACCUCGGACAGGCAGAAGGGCAAGGUGAACAAGUUCGACGUCUCGGCCAUCACGGAGCAGCUGUCGAACCUUGAGGACGACCAGGACGUGCCGCAGAUCAAGCUCGGCGACGCCUCGGUCGCCGCGCCGUUCACCUCGAAGCUCGCCAAUGUCGCCGCCAUCAGCCACAUCAUCCGCCAGGGUCGUUGCACUCUCGUCGCGACCAUUCAGAUGUACAAGAUCCUCGCGCUCAACUGCCUCAUCUCGGCCUACGCGCUCUCGGUGCAGUACCUCCAGGGCAUCAAGUCGGGCGACUACCAGAUGACCAUCACCGGAAUCCUCUUGAGCGUCUGCUUCAUGUGCAUCUCGCGUGCGAGGCCCGUCGACAAGCUCUCGAAGGAGCGCCCUCUCGCCUCGAUCUUCAACGCCUACGUCGUCGUCUCGAUCCUCGUGCAGUUCGCCAUCCACGUCGCCUCGUUCAUCUACGUGACGAACCUGAGCGAGCAGUACGAGCCCCGUAUCGGCAAGGACAUCGACCUGGACGCCAAGUUCUCGCCCAAUCUGCUCAACUCGGCCGUCUAUCUCAUCUCGCUGAGCCAGCAGAUCUCGACCUUUGCUAUCAACUUCCAGGGACGGCCUUUCCGCGAGAACAUCUCGGAGAACUCGGCGCUGUACUACGGCCUCCUCGGUGUCGCAGCGGUCGCCUUCUCCGGCGCGACCGACUUUGUGCCCGAGUUCAACCGCUGGCUCCAGCUCGUCGACAUGGAGUGGUCGUUCCGGACUCGUCUUUGCGCGGCGAUGGCCAUCGACUACGGAGGCGCCUGGAUCGUCGACAUCGCCCUCAAGGCGCUGUGGGCGAACACUCAGCCGAAGCCGCUCAUCACGCGCGGGUCGGAGCGGCGAGAUGAGCGGCGGGAAGCGCAAAGGCGGGCGCAGGAGCUCGCGGAGGAGGCGAAAAAGACGGAGUAG
This is a messenger RNA of Rhodotorula toruloides NP11, 3687 nucleotides long. RefSeq names its product cation-transporting ATPase 4. The record is from RefSeq and is a predicted model, not a curated record. Gene Ontology annotation, biological process: intracellular calcium ion homeostasis. The coding region runs from base 1 to 3687 and encodes 1228 amino acids. NCBI's taxonomy places the organism in Eukaryota, Fungi, Basidiomycota, Microbotryomycetes, Sporidiobolales, Sporidiobolaceae. Gene Ontology annotation, cellular component: endoplasmic reticulum membrane. The transcript is spliced from 12 exons. Gene Ontology annotation, molecular function: ATP binding; ATP hydrolysis activity; P-type ion transporter activity.